Alexandromys fortis (reed vole) is the source of this 1155-nucleotide messenger RNA. RefSeq names its product caspase-3-like. NCBI's taxonomy places the organism in Eukaryota, Metazoa, Chordata, Mammalia, Rodentia, Cricetidae. Bases 49 to 888 code for a protein of 279 amino acids. Gene Ontology annotation, biological process: proteolysis; apoptotic process; erythrocyte differentiation. The transcript has a single exon. Gene Ontology annotation, cellular component: cytoplasm. The record is from RefSeq and is a predicted model, not a curated record.
AAAACCAGUGUCCCGUGUCGUGGAGCUUGGAGCGGUUCGUUACGAAAAAUGACCAUGGAGAACAACGAAACCGCAGUGGAUUCCAAAUCCAUUAAUAAUUUUGAAGUAAAGACCAUACAUGGAAGCAAAUCAAUGGAUUCUGGAAUGUAUCUGGACAAUAGUUACAAAAUGGAUUAUCUUGAAAUGGGUGUGUGUAUAAUAAUCAAUAAUAAGAACUUUCAUAAAAGCACUGGAAUGACACCUCGCUCUGGUACUGACGUUGAUGCAGCCAAAUUCAGAGAGACAUUCAUGAGCCUGAAAUACGGAGUCCGGAAUAAGAAUGAUCUUACUCGUGAAGAAAUUGUGGAGUUGAUGGAUAAAGUCUCUAAAGAGGACCACAGCAAGAGGAGCAGUUUUGUUUGUGUGAUUCUAAGCCAUGGUGACGAAGGAAUCAUUUUUGGAACCAAUGGCCCCGUUGACCUAAAAAAGUUAACUAGUUACUUCAGAGGUGAUUACUGCCGAAGUCUAACGGGAAAACCCAAACUCUUCAUCAUUCAGGCCUGCCGGGGUACGGAGCUGGACUGUGGCAUUGAGACAGACAGCGCAACUGAUGAUGAUAUGGCGUGCCGGAAGAUCCCGGUGGAAGCCGACUUCCUGUACGCUUACUCCACAGCACCUGGUUACUACUCCUGGAGAAAUUCAAAGGACGGGUCCUGGUUCAUCCAGUCACUUUGCGCCAUGCUGAAGCUGCAUGCACACAAGCUUGAGUUUAUGCACAUCCUCACUCGCGUUAACCGGAAGGGAGCGACAGAAUUUGAGUCCUUCUCCCAUGACUCCACUUUCCAUGCAAAGAAACAGGUUCCAUGCAUUGUGUCUAUGCUCACAAAAGAACUCUACUUUUAUCACUAAGAGAAUGAGUGGGAGGCGUGUUUCUGUUUCUUUUGUUUUGAAUGCCAAAUGAGGAAACCAUGUCAGGGAGACUUCAAUUCCCUCUCGUUUAAAUCAGAUGCGAUGCUCCAGAUGGUACUUUGAACCACAGCACCGCCCUAGCAAUGCAACCACAGUGCAGCUACCUCAAGUUCAACAUCAGGUAGUUGAAAUGGAUUUUAUAAUCAGGAACAAAAAAAUGUCAAUGUCAAGUAUCAUUAUAGAGGAAAUUACCGAUUUACCCUUUUG